Messenger RNA from Bombina bombina (fire-bellied toad), 1092 nucleotides. RefSeq names its product BAG cochaperone 2 (gene BAG2). Gene Ontology annotation, molecular function: protein-folding chaperone binding; adenyl-nucleotide exchange factor activity. The transcript has 3 exons. The record is from RefSeq and is a predicted model, not a curated record. Bases 125 to 760 code for a protein of 211 amino acids. Gene Ontology annotation, biological process: protein stabilization. Lineage: Eukaryota; Metazoa; Chordata; Amphibia; Anura; Bombinatoridae.
UUAGGAAAUGUUUCAUUACUCUGCUCUGAAGUGGAGGAGGACGUGCCCAGAAAGAUCUGGAGUGGGAUUGUUUCUCUGGUCACGGUCAGUCCUGGCCAUCUGCUAAGGAGAGAUAGAGGCAACUAUGGCUCAAGCAAAAAUACAAGCUAAAUCCACAGAGGCACAGAAUGGGGGCAAGUUUUGCAGAUCUAUGUCUAUGGCUGUUAGGUCCAGUCACCUGCUGGAGAUUAUGGAUGAGCUAGAAAUCAGAGUUCAAGCCUUGCGUGAUGCAGCAUCUGCUUUGGAAAUAGAGAAAGACACACUCAUAGAAUCUAUCCACAGUGUUCAGAAUAGCCAAGACAUGAGGAGCAUCAGCGAUGGGGAGAGAGAAGAAUUGAGUCUUACAGCAGAGCGCUUGAUGGGUCGCACUCUUACUGUAGAGGUCAGUGUAGAUACCAUUAGAAAUCCCCAACAAGAGGCUUCCCUACAGAAAGCGAACAUGAUCAUUAAUGAGAUUGUGAAGAAAGUCACAGACAACCUGGAAGAUGGCAAGACACAGCUGAUAUCACUGUACGGUGCAUGCACGUCGGAUGUUCCACCUGGACCAAUAGACCAGAAGUUUCAGUCCAUCAUUAUUGGAUGUGCUAUAGAGGAUCAAAAGAAAAUAAAAAGGAGGCUGGAGACUCUCAUCAGAAACGUAGAUAGUUCUGAGAAGUCAAUCAAACUGCUAGAUCAUCAGAGCCAUAAAUCCUCAGCCAAUCAGCUUUGUGAUAAAAUGUAAAUAUGGUAUUUUCAUCACAGGCUGAACAUCUUUUUGUGCACUAAUGCAUAAUAUGUUGGAUAAGAAGAUACAUGUGUUCUGUGAACAGGUUGAUGACUUUAAUAAUGUAUUUUAAUUGAACAUUAAAAGUAAUAACAUUGAUAAAAAUGUAUAUCAUCAACUUCAACAACAAAAUAUUGCUUACAUUUUCUUUAAUCAAAUAUGGUUGAUUGAUAAUGCUUUAAAAGAAAUACACUGAGAGAUUUGUAUUUAUCAUCUUAUAGCGAUAUCACUUAAUAACAUGUUUAUAGGAAACAGUAAAAUCAUCUGUUUAAUAAAUUAAAUAAUGUGUA